AACAUCUGCUAGCAUUCCUGGCAGCGCUCAUGAUCCAAUGGGCAUUCAAGGAUUGCUGCCAUUUCUGCGAUCAUAUGUCAAAAAGACCCACAUUGAGACCUUCCAAGGAACCACUAUUGGAGUGGAUGCAAUGUGCUGGAUGCACAAGGGAGCUUAUGCUUGUUCCAGAGAGUUGGUCGUAGGAGCGGACACUGACAAGUUUGUUCGCUUCUUCCUCAGAAUGUGCGAGGUUCUUCGGUACUACAAAAUCAAGCCCAUCAUCGUCUUCGAUGGCGAAAAGUUGCCCGCCAAGGCCAAGGAGGAUCAACGUCGUGGACAGCUACGGGAAGCUGCACGGCUGCGCGCCUUGGAGCUGCUCCAGCAGAAGGAGAAAGGCGAAGAAGUCGAUGAUUUUCUGAUUCAACAAAAGUGUGAGACUGCAAUCAAAGUCACAUCGUCCAUGGUGUCGCGACUUCAAAGUGCCCUGAGAGAACUGUCGAUUGACUUUCUGGUGGCGCCGUACGAGGCAGAUGCUCAAUUAGCUUACAUGUGCCGAACCGGCUGGAUCAGCACUGUCAUCUCUGAGGAUAGCGAUCUCUUGGCCUAUGGCUGUCCGAGCACAUUCUUCAAAAUGGACAAGUAUGGCAAUGGCCAACACAUCACCCUGCCCUGUCUACAAGUAGAUCAUGUUGGCCAGGAACUUGCCAUAGAGUCUCCUGAGAAGCAGAAAAAGAAGCCCAGGUCCAAGAAGCAAGCGAAAAAGCCGACAAAGUCCAGUCCAGUGGAAGAGAUACCCGAUGAGGCUGAGAUGGAGACUGAAGCCAAGCCUGUUGACAAGGUCAGGAAGAGCAAUGCCAAGAGUCCUCAAGGGCUUGAAGAUGCUGAAAAGGAGAUACAGAGCCAUUUGAAUAGUUGGCCACCUGAGAAAUUUGCAGAGUUCUGCGUGUUUUGCGGAACAGACUACAAAGACCCUGAUACCCACAUCAAGAACUUUGGCAUUAAGAAGGCAUUUGCUUUGAUGUGCAAACACUCCACCACACAAGGCUUGCUCUCAUGGAUGCUCGCAGAAAAGAGCUACAAGGAUCGCUUCCCUUGCGACCGGGGUGAAUAUCUCCAGCGUUUCCAACGAGUAGUUGCAGUUUUUUGGCACCAUGUGGUUUUCAAUCCAGCACGUGGGGAGUGCACCUCAAUCGCAACGUCCUUCCCAUUGACCAGUUCCAAGCGUGUCUUGGAAGGUCUGGACUUGCAGGAGGUGUGUGGACGUCCGUUCAGCAGGCAGGAAGCCAUUUUAAUGGCAAAAGGUGAGAUGGAUCCGCGCACACGGCAGCCCAAGCGCCUGGAAGCCUUAACCAAUGCGGAGCGCAGAGCAAUUGAUCUUAUGCUGGCUGACAAGCGCUCUGAGCAGUCUGAUUAUCGGCAUCAAGUUGCGUUGGAGGAGGAAGAGGCGAGGAAACGGGCGAAGAUGGAGGAAACAACCGAUGGAACUGAAGCAGUGGAACCAGAGGUUCCAGAUGUUCCAGAGCCAACCCAACACGAUCAGGAAAAGGACCAAGGAAACGACUGCAACGACAGGGGUAUACAGCUCAUUCCAGGAGAUGAAAGAAAGAUUCUUCGCUUUCUCGAGAUGAAGAAUGAGUUUUCCAAGGCCAAAGCGGAUGUAAAGAUGGAUGUGAGUGGGAAGUCGUCCACCAACCCUUUUGCCCGGAAAAGAGUUGUGGCUACUCCAUGCAGCAAUGGCCGGGCUGUUGCAACGGCUCCAGUUCCAGUGUCAAAACGCGCCAAGGUCGUCGUUCCAAAAGUUGCGCUAGGCACACCACCUGUGGAGGCUCCACAGCGCCCGUUGAAAAAUUUGGCAUCUCACUCAAAGGGUGGAUAUGCAGCAGCCGAAGCCGCCCAAGCCCUCCUGUUGCAAAGAGGCAUUCCUCAAUAUGAAAAACUCGAGGAGGAUCAGGACAGAACGAAGGUCAAAUACUUUUUCCCACCGAAGACGGAGAAGGAAAAGACGCCUGCGAUGACCACCAAGAGCAAGCUAAGUGAAUGGAAGCCAAGAUCUUGGGAGGAUGACACUGAGAAAAGCAGUUCUGUGGGUCGUAAUUCGCUUUCGAUCCGUGGUAGGGGGUUGCCACAAAUUCUUUUGCGUUCUGGUUGGGGUUGAUGCAAGGCUGCAAGGAGCAUUGCAGGGGACGGAUUGCAAAAUCCUUGAAUCAAAAGAAUA
Molecule: messenger RNA, 2194 nt
Organism: Cladocopium goreaui
Lineage: Eukaryota; Dinophyceae; Suessiales; Symbiodiniaceae
Source: the annotation of a GenBank genome assembly